AGGAGGAGGAGGAGGAGGAGGCGAGACGAGGGCAGCGGAGGAGGCGAGGAGCGCCGGGUACCGGGCCGGGGGAGCCGCGGGCUCUCGGGGAAGAGACGGAUGAUGAACAAGCUUUACAUCGGGAACCUGAGCCCCGCCGUCACUGCCGACGACCUCCGGCAGCUCUUCGGGGACAGGAAGCUGCCCCUGGCGGGACAGGUCCUGCUCAAGUCCGGCUACGCCUUCGUGGACUACCCCGACCAGAACUGGGCCAUCCGCGCCAUCGAGACCCUCUCGGGUAAAGUGGAAUUGCAUGGGAAAAUCAUGGAAGUUGAUUACUCAGUCUCUAAAAAGCUCAGGAGCAGGAAAAUUCAGAUUCGAAACAUCCCUCCUCAUCUGCAGUGGGAGGUGUUGGAUGGACUUUUGGCUCAGUAUGGGACAGUGGAGAAUGUGGAACAAGUCAACACAGACACAGAAACUGCUGUUGUCAAUGUCACAUAUGCAACAAGAGAAGAAGCAAAAACAGCUAUCGAGAAGCUAAGCGGGCAUCAAUUUGAGAACUACUCCUUCAAGAUUUCCUACAUCCCCGAUGAAGAGGUGAGCUCCCCUUCGCCCCCUCAGCGAGCCCAGCGUGGGGACCACUCUUCCCGGGAGCAAGGCCACGCCCCUGGGGGCUCUUCUCAGGCCAGACAGAUUGAUUUCCCGCUGCGGAUCCUGGUCCCCACCCAGUUUGUUGGUGCCAUCAUCGGAAAGGAGGGCUUGACCAUAAAGAACAUCACUAAGCAGACCCAGUCCCGGGUAGACAUCCAUAGAAAGGAAAAUUCUGGGGCCGCAGAGAAGCCCGUCACCAUCCACGCCACCCCGGAGGGCACCUCUGAAGCAUGCCGCAUGAUUCUUGAAAUAAUGCAGAAAGAGGCUGAUGAGACCAAACUAGCUGAGGAGAUUCCUCUGAAAAUCUUGGCCCACAAUGGCUUGGUUGGAAGACUUAUUGGAAAAGAAGGCAGAAAUUUGAAGAAAAUUGAACACGAGACAGGGACCAAGAUAACAAUUUCAUCCUUGCAGGAUUUGAGCAUAUACAACCCCGAAAGAACCAUCACUGUGAAGGGCACAGUCGAGGCCUGUGCCCAUGCUGAGAUAGAAAUUAUGAAGAAGCUACGUGAGGCCUUUGAAAACGAUAUGCUGGCUGUUAAUCAACAAGCCAAUCUGAUCCCAGGGUUGAACCUCAGCGCACUUGGCAUCUUUUCAACAGGACUGUCCGUGCUGCCUCCUCCAGCAGGGCCCCGAGGAGCACCCCCCGCUCCCCCCUACCACCCUUUCGCUACCCACUCCGGAUACUUCUCCAGUUUGUACCCUCCUCACCAGUUCGGCCCGUUCCCGCAUCAUCACUCGUAUCCGGAGCAGGAGAUUGUGAAUCUCUUCAUCCCAACCCAGGCUGUGGGGGCCAUCAUCGGGAAGAAGGGGGCGCACAUCAAACAGCUGGCUAGAUUCGCCGGCGCCUCCAUCAAGAUUGCCCCAGCGGAAGGCCCAGACGUCAGCGAAAGGAUGGUCAUCAUCACCGGACCACCUGAAGCCCAAUUCAAGGCCCAGGGGCGGAUCUUUGGGAAACUGAAAGAAGAAAACUUCUUUAACCCCAAAGAGGAGGUGAAGCUGGAAGCCCACAUCAGAGUGCCCUCCUCCACAGCUGGCCGGGUGAUCGGCAAGGGUGGCAAAACCGUGAAUGAACUGCAGAACUUAACCAGUGCCGAGGUCAUCGUGCCUCGUGACCAAACGCCGGAUGAAAACGAGGAAGUGAUCGUCAGAAUUAUCGGGCAUUUCUUUGCUAGCCAGACUGCACAGCGCAAGAUCAGGGAAAUUGUACAGCAGGUGAAGCAGCAGGAGCAGAAAUACCCUCAGGGAGUCGCCUCACAGCGCAGCAAGUGAGGCUCCCACAGGCACCAGCAAAACAACGGAUGAAUGUAGCCCUUCCAACACCUGACGGAACGAGACCAAACACAGCCAGCCGGAUCGGGAGCAAACCAAAGACCAUCCUGAGGAAUGAGAAGUCUGCGGAGGCCCUGCGACCCAUGGGGGCCAGGAGGGGGCCGGGGGCAGCUGGCUCACCGCGCAGCCCCCCGUCUCCCCCGUCUCCCCCGGGGCCUCUGCAGGCUUCCCGGCCAUCCACUUCACCAUCCACUCGGAUCUCUCCUUAACUCCCACCACGCUAUCCCUUUUAGUUGAACUAACAUAGGUGAAUGUGUUCAAAACAAAGCAAAAUUCACACACUUCUCUUCUUGUGGAAAAUUGCCUCUGUACAUGUGUGUACAUAUUAGAAAGGGAAAGAUUAAGAUAUGUGGCCUGUGGGUUACACAGGGUGCCUGCAGCGUUAAUAUAUUCUAGAAAUAAUAUAUCAAAUAACUCAACUAACUCCCAUUUUUAAUCGAUUAUUAAUGUUUUUUUUCUUUUUUUUUUAAAGAGAAAGCAGUCUUUUCUAGUCUUUAAAGAAGAAAGUCAUUCUUUGGGAGGCCUAAUGGUUUAGUCAGGAGCUUCGAGGCCACCCACACAAAAUUCACCCAGAAGGAAAUCUCAUCAAAAGGACACUCACAGCAGUUCUGGAUCACCUGUGUAUGUCAACAGAAGGGAUACCGUCUCUCUGAAGAGGAAACUCUCUCUUCGUCCCUGUCCAGCUCACACACCCAUUUCUCUGCUUCACAGGUUUUAAACUGGUUUUUGCAUACUGCUAUAUAAUUCUUUGUCUCUCUCUGUUUAUCUCUCCCCUCUUCUGUCCCCCUCCCUUUCUUCUCCAUCCCCAUUCUUUUUAAUUCCCUCAUCCCUCUGACUCCACCCCCUACCUACACACCCCUCCCCCCAGGCAAAGCAGUGCUCUGAGUAUCACAUCACACAAAAGGAACAAACACGGAACACACAAACCAGCCUCAACUUACACUUGGUUACUCAAAAGAACAAGAGUCAAUGGUACUUGUCCUAGCAUUUUGGAAGAGGAAAACAGGAACCCACCAAAUGAACCAAACAAAGAAAAAGUCCACAAAGAAAGAAUAUAUUUUGUCUUUUUACAUUUUGGUGUAUAAGCCAUCAAUUUUCAGCAAAAUGAUUUUUUUCUUUUUUUAGAAAAAAAAAAAGUGGAAGAAAAUAGCAAUUUACACGAGGUCGUUGGCCCAGGGCGUUAAAUUUACAGAUUUUUUUUAACGAGAAAAACACACAAAAAAAGCUACCUCAGGUGUUUUUUACCUCAGCACCUUGCUCUUGUGUUUCCCUUAGAGAUUUUGUAAAACUGAUAGUUGGAGCAUUUUUUUAUUUUUUUAAUAAAAAUGAGUUGGAAAAAAAACUAAGAUAUCAACUGCCAGCCUGGAAAAGGUGACAGUCCAAGUGUGCAACAACUGUUCUGAAUUGUCUUCCGCUAGCCAAGAACCUAUAUGGCCUUCUUUUGGACAAACCUUGAAAAUGUUUAUUAAAAAAAAAACAAAAACAAAAAAAAAUUACAAAGAAAAACAGAGAGAGAAAAAUGUUGGAGAUGUCCUGACUUUCAAUAGGGUACGCGCCAUUAGGGCUUUUUGCGCUAAAGGAUGGACAUGUACUGGUUUAUGUGAACAAGCCAUUUUACCACCAGACUGCAAUGCCAGUUUCCUCUACUGCAAACAGUGUUCUGUGACAAAAACAAAAACAAACAAACAAAAAAAAAAUGAAAUAUAUCCAGCUAACAAGA
Molecule: messenger RNA, 3679 nt
Organism: Hipposideros armiger (great roundleaf bat)
Lineage: Eukaryota; Metazoa; Chordata; Mammalia; Chiroptera; Hipposideridae
Gene: IGF2BP2
Product: insulin like growth factor 2 mRNA binding protein 2
Exons: 16
Coding region: 100-1899 (599 amino acids)
Molecular function (GO): RNA binding
Source: RefSeq, a predicted model, not a curated record